UAAAUAAUACGGAACACAAGAAAAAAACGAAAAACGAAAACAAAAGAGAAAACGAAAAAUAAUAAAGAAAAAACUCAAAACCAAAAAACGAAAACAAAAAAAAACAAAAUCAAGAACAAGAGAUAAAAUCAGAUAACAGUACCUCCGAAGCAAGGACCCCAACUCUACGGGUCCUGCUCAAGCGGCCGUCAACACAGGAAACUGAAUGGGUUGUUCGCGCGGCCUAAUGAUCGUCGAUAGAGCGCCGUUUUCUUUGCUCUAAAGGGUGUCUUCGGCAAGCAAGGCGCAUGGGCAAUAAAAGAAAGCGACAGGCUGCCGACGCCCUUUCGCCAUUCCCUGCGCAGGAGGAGAAGCAGGGAAGGGAGGAGAGGGGCGGAACGAGGAAUGUGCUCUCCCCCGCUGCCGCCGCCAUGUGGAUCAGCUUGUCCAGACACUCGACCGCCGAGCAGAAUGUCGCCAUGCCACCUUCACGGCCUUCUGCUGCCACGUCGUCCUCGAGCCAAGGUCUGUACCCACACGUGUCUGCUACUUCAGGCCGCUACCACUACUACUACCCUCCCCCUCCUGCUGUUUCUGCCGCUGAUGCCCUUGCUGAUGCCGCUGAAAUCUCUGGUCGCUACUUUAAUCCUCCUUCUGCUGAGCCUGCUGUCACUGCUGGUAGACUCUCUGCUGCCUGCGGUAAUGGCGUAGCGGGAGUCGGUAGCUGCGCGCUGCUUCCUGAAGGCGGCGAUGCUGUGGGUUUGUCCCGGCUUCCUGUGACUCCACCGAGCAAGUUCAAGCGUAUAAAAAGCUUCUUUAAAUCGAGUGCGAAAGACCGCAAGGAGAAAGACUGCAAGAAGCGGGCGGCCGACGGAGCUCCCGCCCAGCGCAGUGUUCGCAGGGGGGCGAGUCCUGUUCUCAUAGGUCACACUUCAUCUUCAGGAGUCAGCAUCGACAACCUGAGGGGCGUCUGUCGCAACGACGUCCCCACCAGGAAGUCAUUCCGGCUGGUGGGCCAGUCCAGCAACCUGCGCGAGGCCCGAGGGGAGGGUCUGCUUCCCUACUGGCUGGAGGAGACGCCCUGGAGACCCAGAGGGCCGACGGAGGUUAGCGGGUUGCCGGGGGACAGCGGUCAGACACACCAGGAGCAAACGCCGGGUUCGCCAGGCUCGUUUGACGUCAGGUGGGCUUCCCUAAAGGGCAGGAAUAAGCGCAGACUGUCGGGCAAAGCGCAGGAGCGGCCUCCUGGUUGGGAGGACGUGAAUCUGGAGGCUAACAAGAAGCACAACAGCGCACGCCGAGCCAAAAGUAAGCUGUCUCUCCGUCCGUCGUUUGUUAUUAAGAGCGUCGAUGAGUGCGCGCGGGGUAAGGGCAGGCCCUCGUCUCUGGACCUUCAAGGGCCUUCGCACGGCGCCAGGGAACAGGCUGACUCGUCUGACGUUUUUGAUUUGAAAGAAAUCACGGAGAAAGUUGACAGUAUAAUAGCCAACAAUUCUCUCCUGGAGAGGCAGCAGUGCUCGUAUUCUACCACCAACGUGGCGCCGCACUCUGCGUGCAACUCUCCGGGCGAGACGGCGACGCUCAUGUCCUCCUACAUAGCGGACCGCCACCUGUGGUCUUCCACGGACAGCUUCAUCUGUGAAGACUUCAUGUUCUCCGACAAGCGCCGCUGCUUCAACGACUUGGCACACGAGGGGAUGCUGCAGUCACUUCGAUCCUAUUCCCAGAUCUUCUUGAACCAAAUGAACCUGGACGACCCCCACGAGGCCGAGACCCAGGGCACAGAGCGUAGUGCGUCCCUCGCCUCAUCGCCCCGGCUAACUCCACCUGGUUCGCGGGGGUCGGGGGAGAUGCGCAGCUCAUCUCCGACUCAAGAAGAUAUUUCGAGCAGCUCUAGAGUUUACGACCGCCUGGGCUUGGCCGAGGACAGGGAGUGUUCGGGCGGCAGGCAGAGCGCCUCCCCUCCCCCCACGGACGUGAGUCCCGGCCGGCGCCGCCACUGGAUAACUUUUGAUUCUGUCGAGCACUUGAGUGAAGACGUGUCUCAUACCCCUACUGCCGACACCUCCUCGAUCGACGACAGGCGUGGGACCAGCCCUGCUGAAGACGGCCCUGACUCCGAGAACAACCAGCCAGGAAUGCUCUUGAAGGACCACCACGGCAGCACCGCCAACCUGAUGGAGCCGCGUCUCGAGCAGCCACCAGAACACUACCAGUGCCGCCUCGUGCGAUCUUAUUCCCAGCGCGGACGCCGAGCGAGCAGGAGAGUCAUAGACUCGAUGAGUCGCCGAAUGAACCCCGUCGAAUACGACAAAAUGAGGGAGCCCAUCCCGCCCAUGUUUUCCAAGGCCGCACUCACCAUGCACACGGGCCCGGGGCUCUUCGAGGAGCAACAGCCUCCCAAAAUCGAGUCUCCACGAAGGGAAGACCUUUCGAGCCCGCAGGAGGAGACCGGCGCUGGCGCCCGGUCCUGCACUUCCCCGUCCACGAAGGAAGACAAGGCGGAAAGGCCCUCGACGCCAAGGAUUUCCCUGACUCCCAGUCUGCCCUCGCGCGUUGGCUCCCUGCGCUUGCCCAAGAUGCCGGCAGCCUUCGUGCGUCGCUCCGUGUCCUUCGCCGGGCCCAAGGUGGAGCACAGCGAAAUCAAGUUCCAGCGUAUGUCUGAGAACCGCGGGUCCUUCCGACGUGCUAUGUCGGGACUGGGAGCGCUUGCCCGGAGCUUUAAGAAGGGCAAGGCUAACCCGGACUCCCCUGCCACCACGCCUUUAGAGAGCCCCGGCGAAGAGAAGAGAGCUUCCAUCUGCAUCUGUGACAGGGAUGAGAGAGGGACCUUCGCCAGGGACAAGGAAGCCAAACAGCGCAGUGCACAUAGAAGCGCCAGCGUCAAGGUACACAGAAACAAGCAAGUUCCUCACGCGCCCAGGCUGCCUCGCCGCGCCAUCGCAAGGAACUCGGCCGAACCUUUCACUCACACCUGAGACGAUCUCACAGCUGGCUUAGCACUCUCACCUGAGGAUCCUACUCAACAGCUGCCGCCACACUCACACCUGAGGAAUCAUUUUGUCUUCUCAACAGUUGACUCCUCGCUGACACAUGGGGCAGUUAUGAACAGUUUACUUAUUCUUAUCACUCACCUAUGAGACCUCAUUAUCAACAUUUGACUCAUGACUCAGCAGUUACUCAUGACAAUAAUAUCAUUAUCAGCAUGACUCAUUACGAUCGAACUAGAUACCCGUAUGCAACAGCUCACACAUCCUUCAUUCCUGAGAGGCUUAUCAACAGAUCACUCAUCACAGACACCGGAAAAUGGUUAUCGACUGAUUCAUCAUUCACGUAAGACAUUUGAGAACUAUUGUUCAACAGAUUACUCAUCACUAUUCCCGAAUACCUCGUACUCAAGUGACUCACCACUCACUUAAGAAACGGCUUCACUAUCAACAGGUCUUUAUUCUUUGUUAACUCAUCACUCCACUCAUCACCCAUGAGCUCCUUACUCAUAGCUGAGUCAUGAUCCAACGAUUUCAUGAGUAUUGUCUAAAGACCCAGUGCGGAUUUUUUUUGGCCUUUGUACAUCGAUGUUUGUAUAGAUUGUGGAUGUACGUUUGACUUUUAGCCUGUACUUUUUAGUAAAUAAAAUCAAUGAAUA
Messenger RNA from Penaeus chinensis, 3625 nucleotides. RefSeq lists its product as uncharacterized. The transcript has 4 exons. Bases 288 to 2957 code for a protein of 889 amino acids. NCBI's taxonomy places the organism in Eukaryota, Metazoa, Arthropoda, Malacostraca, Decapoda, Penaeidae. The record is from RefSeq and is a predicted model, not a curated record.